This is a messenger RNA of Choloepus didactylus (southern two-toed sloth), 6612 nucleotides long. It is a transcript of the gene NRP2, whose product is annotated as neuropilin 2. NCBI's taxonomy places the organism in Eukaryota, Metazoa, Chordata, Mammalia, Pilosa, Megalonychidae. The transcript has 17 exons. Gene Ontology annotation, molecular function: semaphorin receptor activity; vascular endothelial growth factor receptor activity. Gene Ontology annotation, biological process: axon guidance; vascular endothelial growth factor signaling pathway; angiogenesis. Gene Ontology annotation, cellular component: membrane. The coding region runs from base 861 to 3641 and encodes 926 amino acids. The record is from RefSeq and is a predicted model, not a curated record.
CGCGGCUCUGACAUCCACAUGCUGCUCGGCCUGAAAAGGCAGGCGGGGGGAUCCGGAGAGAAGGCAGAGAACGCGAGCGAGGCACCAGCCCGCAGCCCGCCCCCAGCCCAUCCUCAGACGCGCAGACACUCGGCGAGGCGCUGGGCGAGGUGGAGGUGAGGGCGGGCGCGAGCGAACUCGGAAAGGGGCUCGCUCACUCCGAGGCGAUCCCAGCCGCCGCCACCGCCGCCGCAGCGGCUUCCUUCCUCAGCCUCCCCUCGUGAGGCUGGCCAAGCGGGUGUAGCAGCUGGGGGAGGCUGCCGCUAGGGAAACCCGGCGAGGGCAAGAGCUGCCGGGCAGCCGCCUCCCACUCGGGCCGGCCGUCGGUCCGUGCCUCCGCCCGCGUGUCAGUCCUGGGUGCCGGGAGAUGUGUGUCACUUUACGCCUUUGAGAUCACACAGCUGCCUGGGGGCCGUGUGAUGCCCUAGGCAAGUCUGGGCUUUUAUUUUUAUUAUUCUUAUUUUUUACGCUUGGCUUUCGGGAAAUAUUCCUGAUGUUGUAGGAUAAAGGAAAAGACACUUUGAGGAACUGGAGAGAACAUAGAUGCGUUUUGUUUUUAAGAGAGAAAACCCGUCCGCUCUUCCCGGCUUGCUCCCUCUUUGCUGAUUUCAGGAGCUACCCUCCUCCUGGUGAGGUGGGGAUUCCAGGGAGAAUAAAGGUGAAGACGGGCCGCCGAGAACCAGGAGGGAAACACUGACCAUUAGGAAACCUUUACAGAAGACAUUGUAAGGAAGGAAACAAGAGAAAGAGAAAAACACAAAGACUUACAAAUACACAAGAAAGCUACACAUUCAGCUCUGGAGAAAGCCUCCUUCUCCAAAAUGGAUAUGUCUCCUCUCACCUGGAUUUUCUUAGCUCUCUACUUUUCAGGACACCAAGUGAGAGGCCAACCAGACCCAUCCUGUGGAGGUCGUUUGAAUUCCAAAGAUGCUGGCUACAUCACCUCCCCAGGCUACCCCCAGGAUUAUCCUUCCCACCAGAACUGCGAGUGGAUUGUUUACGCCCCCGAACCCAACCAGAAGAUUGUCCUCAACUUCAACCCUCACUUCGAAAUUGAGAAGCACGACUGCAAGUAUGACUUCAUUGAGAUUCGGGAUGGGGACAGUGAAGCCGCAGACCUCCUGGGAAAGCACUGUGGGAACAUCGCCCCACCCACCAUCAUCUCCUCUGGCUCCGUGCUCUACAUCAAGUUCACCUCCGACUAUGCCCGGCAAGGGGCAGGCUUCUCCCUGCGCUAUGAGAUCUUCAAGACAGGCUCUGAAGACUGUUCGAAAAACUUCACAAGUCCCAACGGGACCAUUGAAUCCCCUGGGUUUCCCGAGAAGUACCCCCACAACUUGGACUGCACCUUUACCAUCCUGGCCAAACCCAAGAUGGAGAUCAUCCUGCAGUUUCUGACCUUUGACCUGGAGCAUGACCCUUUGCAGGUGGGAGAGGGAGACUGCAAAUAUGAUUGGCUUGACAUCUGGGAUGGCAUUCCACAUGUUGGCCCCCUAAUUGGCAAAUACUGUGGGACCAAAACACCCUCCGAACUCCGUUCCUCGACGGGGAUCCUUUCCCUGACCUUUCACACAGACAUGGCGGUGGCCAAAGACGGUUUCUCUGCACGUUACUACCUGGUUCAUCAAGAGCCGCUGGAGAACUUUCAGUGCAAUGUUCCUCUGGGGAUGGAGUCUGGCCGGAUUGCUAAUGAACAGAUCAGUGCCUCAUCUACCUACUCGGAUGGGAGGUGGACCCCACAGCAAAGCCGGCUGCAUGGUGAUGACAAUGGCUGGACCCCCAAUUUGGAUUCCAACAAGGAGUAUCUCCAGGUGGACCUACGCUUUCUAACCAUGCUUACAGCCAUUGCAACACAGGGUGCAAUUUCCAGGGAAACCCAGAAUGGCUACUAUGUCAAAUCCUACAAGCUGGAGGUCAGCACCAAUGGCGAAGACUGGAUGAUGUACCGGCAUGGCAAAAACCACAAGGUAUUUCAAGCCAACAACGAUGCUACCGAGGUGGUUCUGAACAAGCUCCACACGCCGCUGCUGACGAGGUUCGUCAGGAUCCGCCCCCAGACCUGGCACUCGGGCAUUGCCCUCCGGCUGGAGCUCUUCGGCUGCCGCGUCACAGACGCCCCCUGCUCCAACAUGCUGGGCAUGCUCUCGGGCCUCAUAGCGGACUCCCAGAUCUCCGCCUCCUCCACCCGCGAGUACCUCUGGAGCCCCAGUGCCGCCCGCCUGGUCAGCAGCCGCUCGGGCUGGUUCCCUCGGAUCCCUCAGGCCCAGCCAGGCGAGGAGUGGCUACAGGUGGACCUGGGGGUCCCCAAGACAGUGAAAGGCGUCAUCAUCCAGGGGGCCCGCGGAGGAGACAGCAUCACUGCGGUGGAAGCCAGAGCGUUUGUGCGCAAGUUCAAAGUCUCCUACAGCCUAAAUGGCAAGGACUGGGAGUACAUACAGGACCCCAGGACCCAGCAGCCAAAGCUGUUUGAAGGGAACAUGCACUACGACACCCCCGACCUACGACGGUUUGAGCCGGUUCCUGCGCAAUUUGUGAGGGUGUACCCGGAGAGGUGGUCGCCGGCGGGGAUCGGGCUGCGGCUGGAGGUGCUGGGCUGUGACUGGACAGACUCAAAGCCCACAGUGGAGACGCUGGGACCCACCGUGAAGAGCGAAGAGACCACCACGCCGUAUCCCAUUGACGAGGACGAAACAGACUGUGGGGAGAACUGCAGCUUUGAGGAUGACAAAGAUUUGCAGCUCCCUUCAGGAUUCAAUUGCAACUUUGAUUUCCCCGAGGAGCCCUGUGGUUGGAUGUACGACCACGCCAAGUGGCUCAGGAGCACCUGGACCAGCAGCUCCAGCCCGAGUGACCAGACAUUUCCAGAUGACAGGAAUUUCUUGCGGCUGCAGAGCGAUGACCGGAGAGAGGGCCAGUAUGCGCGGCUCAUCAGCCCACCUGUCCACCUGCCCCGCAGCCCCGUGUGCAUGGAGUUCCAGUACCAGGCCACGGGCGGCCGCGGGGUGGCGCUGCAGGUGGUGCAGGAAGCCAGCCAGGAGAGCAAGCUCCUGUGGGUCAUCCGCGAGGACCAGGGCAGCGAGUGGAAACACGGGCGCAUCAUCUUGCCCAGCUACGACAUGGAGUAUCAGAUCGUGUUUGAGGGAGUGAUAGGGAAAGGACGUUCAGGAGAAAUUGCCAUUGAUGAUAUUCGGAUAAGCACUGAUGUCCCACUGGAGAACUGCAUGGAACCCAUCUCAGCUUUUGCAGUGGACAUCCCUGAAAUUCAUGGGAGAGAGAGCUAUGAAGAUGAAAUUGAUGAUGAAUACGAGGUGGACUGGAGCAACUCAUCUUCCCCAACCUCAGGGUCUGGUGUCUCCUCUGCCGACAAAGAAAAGAGUUGGCUCUACACCCUAGAUCCCAUCCUCAUCACCAUCAUUGCCAUGAGCUCGCUUGGCGUCCUCCUGGGGGCCACGUGUGCGGGGCUCCUGCUCUACUGCACAUGCUCCUACUCGGGCCUGAGCUCCCGCAGCUGCACGACGCUGGAGAACUACAACUUCGAGCUCUACGACGGCCUCAAGCACAAGGUCAAGAUGAACCACCAGAAGUGCUGCUCAGAGGCAUGACGGAUUGCACCCGAAUCACAUCUGACGUUUCAUUCCAGCAAGAAGGGCUGGUGAAGAUUACGUUUUUUUUUUUUUUUCCCUUUGGGAACUGAAUGCCAUAAUCUCGAUCAAACUGAUCCAGAAUACAGAAGAUGUGGACAAGACAGACAGGAGAGGGAGGACAGGAGACGCAGCUCACACAGGGGAUUAUCCCUCCCCACCAAGGACCGUGGUGGCUGAGUCACUGCAGAAACAAAGCCGUGUUCUCUGCUGGGACAAAGACAGGAGCUCAUCUCUUUGGGGUCACAGUUCUAUUUUGUUUGUGAGUUUCUUAUUAUUUUUAUUUCUUUGGUCUGUGAACAACUCAAAGAGGCAGAAGAGGGGAAUGACCUUUCUAGUGGUAGAACCAGAGCACUGAUCACUGUUCUCUGCUUUCUCUUUCUAAUCAACACUUGAAAAGUGAAGGGUCUUCUCAGCCUUUCCCUCUUUAGAAAUAAAACCACAAAAAAGCCGUCCAGCUUAUCCCGUUCUCUGAUCGUCUUGUGACUUAAGGGAUUUGCUUGGUGUAGGUUCUGCCAGCCAACCCUACAAGCUGCCAUUUCUAGUCCUAGCAUUUAAGUAGGAUGUUGUUGCCUUUAACUUUUUUUAUCCAGGGGAAAAUUACCAUUUUAGGGCCAGCAUAAACAGCUCUUUCUUAUAUGCGAUUCAAAACAAACCAGAAAGGAAACUUCACACAUCAGAAUCCACAGAAGCACCUCCACGAUAGAAGCGGACGAGCCUUAAAGUGCUUGGUGACUAGGAGCCAUUCAUUACACCUACACCGUGUGGCCACGGGGCUUUCCUUGUGGGGCCUCUGGUGGUUGUUUUGCCUUUUCUUUUCCCUUCCCCUUGUUUUUCUAACACACACACCCACACACACCACAUUUGUCAAGUCUCUAAGCCCCAGGAAGUAACAUUGUCUGAUAUUCUCAGAAGUGGGAUGGGAAAAACACAGGCAAUUGGUAUGUUUUCUCCAUCAGUGAGAUGUAACCAGUGACCACUGGAUGGGAUGGAGAACAGUGGACAGGGAAAGAGAAGUCCAAAAUCUGUGAAAAUGCGAUGGCAAGUCUGAGCAGACUGCAGGGAGAGACAUUUUGAGGAAUUAGUCUCUCCGGAUAGGCUAGCAAACACUGAUUUCUCCUUUAGGUUACAGCUACCGCCUUAGCCUUUCAGGAGAGUCAGAGCUAAGAUAUACACAAGCUGAUCCCACCCAGAAGUCUGCAAGCCUUGUGGACCAAAAUGCUAACAAUACUGCUUCAAUCCCAGAGAGACUUAGGUUUUUACACACAAACACACUUCAAUUUAUGUUUUUCAUUAAGUGCCUUGAAAAUUGAAGAAAAAUGUAUUUUUCCCUCUGUGUAGAAAUCAGUGAAUUUCACACAAGCUGAGGCAUUCCUCCUUCCCCACCCCAUUGGCUCCACUCCCAGUCCCCCCAACUCUCCGCUGAGCUCACUAAUGGAAUGAGCCCUGCUACCCACCUGUAGCCAUAGCCCUAGAUGACUCUCAACUGCUCCACAAAGGGAGGCAUCAGGAAUAGAAUGAAACUGUGUGAAGGGUAAGAUUGUCCGCAUCAAGAUCCAAAUCUUGAUUCGUAUUAACGCAUAAAGAUUGCCUGUGUGCUGGAAACACAUUUGAAACCCAAACACUAUGCCAGGCCUAUUACAUAUCAGUGGUAAACUGUCAGACCAUUUUUGCUGCUAUGGUCACCUACAGUGUCAUUUGUCUCAUACUCCAGGUGAAAGGGGAAGAGUGAAUGGGACUGGCUGGUUCCUUUAAAUGUUAACUUAUGGAAAUUAUAGUUCAAAUGGUAAUGUCACAGUGUUUUGUAUGCAGAGAGGGAGAGUUCAUACCAACAGCUAUUUAUUCAUAUGUAUGUGUGUCUUUGCCGCGCCUUUGAGUUCUCUGUAUCUACUGUGUAUGUGAAUGGUCACGUGGGACUCAGUGGUGGUGUUGUGACUUUGACCUGAGGCCAGAGUGUACUGCUGAUCUCGGCACUCAUUGGCACAGUGAUAGUUAAAGGUGAAAAGGAAAGCUGUCAAGCCCGAGGGCUUAGCUUUAGGCCCCUUUGAGCAGGGCACGCAGAAGAAGCAAGAUUUUAAUUAGCCCACCCUCCUCUUCACCCUCCAUUGCAGCUUAGUGUUCAGAAAGUUGGCAAGUCCUAGGGAUUUCCAGGAGUAUCCUGCAGAAGAAGACAAGUCAGAAAACCUACUCCAGGUGUCCUGCCCCUCUUAUGCCCAGCGGGCCAUUUCCCAGUACCCCAAAGACCAAUCCUGUCUCGGGCCUGCAGUUUACCUCUAAGUUACAUACAACUCAACCUGCAUUCCCCUAAAAGUCCCAUAUCCGUAUUCACCAUUGGCAGAGUCGAGGCCCUGAGUGGGGUCUGAGAGCUGAAUGGAAGCAGGCUACACAGGGCUACCUGUAGAUACCUCACCAAGGCUGAGGCUGGUCUGUUGUAAGACAGAAAGCCAAACAGCUGUACCCGAUCAUAACUUGUGCACCUGUUAUCUUUAUCUGCAGGUAGGCUAGCAUCAUGACUCGUCUCCUUGAGAAGUUCCCUGUGGGAAACCCAACUCACAGUAUUGAUCUCCUUUUUGCCUUGUACUGACUGACACAUUACCUCCAGGCUCUCCCAGACUAGGCGGUCGCCAGGACCACGGGGCUGCUUUCUCUCUUUGGUGGGGAUGGGGAGUUGACAGGGACCAGGGGCAAAGGGAUGAGCACGUGUGACAAGAAAACAAGGGAAAAAGUUAAACUCUUACACAGAAGGUUAAAACUCUUCCAGGGUUGGCAGUUAAAGGUAUUCAACCAUUCGCUGGCUGAGCCAGAUCGCGGGAACUUGAGAGCUUUUACUGUGAUUCUUCAAUGUAAAAAAUAAACAACAAUGUCAAACUGUGUUUAUAUGAUUUGUAUAAAGCCUUUUUAAGAUCACUAUUUAAAUAAACAUUAUUAUACC